AUGGGUGCACCCGAGGCAUCCAUCAGCGGAAGGCUGCUGGGCAGGCGUUGGCGCGUGGCAAGCGGUGGUAGGUGCAACGGUGACCACGGACACGAGAAGGCGAUGCACGUCGUCAUGGCUUUUUGGGAAGGCUAUUCGGCCAGGCCGGUAAUCGACACUGGGACUAGGCGAUUUACGGUGCUCCCGGAUCCCGUUUUCCCCGUGUCCCACAUGGUAUGGACUCUAACCACCUACGGUCUAUCUGUCGGGGCGCCACCGUCUCCCAAGGCUCCAAGCGUCAAUAGCACGUGCAAGGCAUAUCCCAGUGCCCACCGCGAGCGACCCACCACCCACCACCUACCACCACCCACCUACCACCUACAAACGCACCUCACCCCCUUAGAGACACCACCCUCUCUCAGGCCACGCUUCACGCAGAUAUCCGUCGAACAUGACAUUAGCGAUGACGUCCUCUCCGCAGAAAGACGAACGACAAACCUUAACUUGAGCACCGCCAGCUUCCAGUUCCCCCACCAGGUCCACAGGGCUGAGUCGCCCCAGCUGAACGUGCGCCCGUCACUUACUAUUGGAGAGCCGCUGCGGUGGGCAGACGAGGCGUGA
Molecule: messenger RNA, 600 nt
Organism: Tricharina praecox
Lineage: Eukaryota; Fungi; Ascomycota; Pezizomycetes; Pezizales; Pyronemataceae
Exons: 6
Coding region: 1-600 (199 amino acids)
Source: RefSeq, a predicted model, not a curated record